Messenger RNA from Oreochromis aureus, 3087 nucleotides. Its product is annotated as flotillin-2. The transcript is spliced from 11 exons. Gene Ontology annotation, cellular component: plasma membrane. Bases 146 to 1429 code for a protein of 427 amino acids. Lineage: Eukaryota; Metazoa; Chordata; Actinopteri; Cichliformes; Cichlidae. The record is from RefSeq and is a predicted model, not a curated record. Gene Ontology annotation, biological process: regulation of myoblast differentiation; protein localization to plasma membrane.
UGCUGUUGUGCUGAACGUGAAGCCUCUUUAAACACACGAUUCGCGCUUGUUUAAAACCUCAGAUAAUACCACCAUCAUCUUCAUCUCCGUAACGGGCUCCCGAGUCUAACGGUUUUUUCCCCUCGCCUUUUUAUCCUGAGUCAGGAUGGGAAGCUGUUUAACUGUGGGGCCAAACGAAGCGUUGGUGGUCUCCGGUGGUUGCUGCGGCUCUGAUAACAAAACCUACGUCGUAGGAGGAUGGUCCUGGGCAUGGUGGCUCAUCUCAGACGCCCAAAGGCUAAGCCUGGAGAUAAUGACUCUGCAGCCACGAUGUGAGGAUGUGGAGACAGCAGAAGGAGUAGCUAUCACUGUCACAGGGGUGGCUCAGGUGAAAGUCAUGACGGAGCAGGACCUGCUGGCAGUGGCUUGUGAGCAGUUUCUGGGUAAAUCAGUAAUGGAAAUCAAAGGUGUGCUGCUGCAGACUCUGGAGGGACAUCUGCGCUCCAUUCUAGGUACUCUGACAGUCGAGCAGAUCUAUCAGGACAGGGAUCAGUUUGCUAAACUGGUGAGGGACGUAGCAGCUCCUGACGUCGGCAGGAUGGGCAUCGAGAUUCUGAGCUUUACCAUUAAGGAUGUGUAUGAUAAACUGGACUACCUGAGCUCCCUUGGAAAGACCCAGAUUGCAGCUGUCCAGAGGGAUGCAGACAUCGGUGUGGCCGAGGCAGAGAGGGAUGCUGGGAUACGGGAAGCUGAAUGCAAGAAGGAGAUGAUGGAUGUUAAAUUCAAGGCCGACACCAAGAUGGCUGACUCCAAACGAGAACUGGAGCUGCAGAAAGCUUCAUUCAACCAAGAAGUCAAUGCUAGGAAAGCAGAGGCCCAGCUGGCAUACGAGCUGCAGGCUGCCAAAGAGCAGCAAAAGAUCCGGCUGGAGGAGAUUGAGAUCCAAGUGGUGCAGCGGAAGAAGGAGAUUACAAUUGAGGAGAAGGAGAUUGACCGGACAGACAAGGAGCUCAUUGCCACUGUAAAGAGGCCUGCUGAGGCCGAGGCCUAUAAAAUGCAGCAGCUGGCUGAGGGCGAGAAGCUGAAGAAAGUGCUGAUUGCCCAGGCUGAGGCCGAGAAGAUCAAAAAGAUUGGUGAGGCGGAGGCUAGCUCGAUUGAAGCGGUGGGAAAGGCUGAGGCUGAGAAGAUGAGACUGAAGGCUGAGGCCUACGAGCAGUACGGAGAUGCAGCUAAGACAGCUUUGGUCCUCGAGGCCCUGCCUAAGAUUGCUUCCAAAGUGGCGGCGCCCUUAGCCAAGACGAAUGAAAUUGUCAUUCUGAGUGGCGAGGGCAGCCGUGUGACAGGCGAGGUGAACCGCCUUUUGGCCGAACUUCCCGUGUCGGUCAACGCUCUCACUGGAGUGGAUUUGUCGAAGAUCCCUCUGCUGCAGAAGGUGACCAGCUCAGCUUAAGCCUGAAAACCGAAGACUCCACAUGACUCCAGUCUCUGUUGUAUGCACUGUCAUAGACUGCCUUUAAUACACUUGAAGAUUUUUGUUGUUUUAUACGUAUACUCUGUAUACCAAGUGAAUUUUGGAAACCUCUGGUGCCUUACUUUAUACAGGACCAGAAAAUCUGCAUGCACUGCUGCUCAUUCAAAGAUUUUGUUUUUAGUUUAAAACUUGAAUAUUUUGUGAUUGAUUUUUAUUUGUUGUGUUUGAAAUGUAUUUAUUGGCCGGCUUGUAUAAAACAUAAUUGAACAAGAGAGCUGAUAUUAGACUGAAAGAUGAGGCAGAUUAUAUUUGUUAUUUAUUAUAUCAUAACACCUACUCUUUGGUAAUUAUACACUGAGGCCAGUUUGUACACUCUUUAUGUUUCAGCCCUUUUGUUAAUUUAUAUACCUGUUAUGUGACACAUCUGAAUUCCACAGAUAAUUUCAAUCUUUUUUUUUCUCAGUGUGUUUCAUGUUGUCAUUUUUACCAAUGAAACACUGUUUUAUGUCUCAGAAGUUGAGACAAAGGUGCUCUCAGUCUCAAAAGAAGCCCUGCUGAUUUUUUUUCAAAUCUCCACCUUCAGUCCUUUGCAGACUUUUUGUCUGUUCCCCUCUGAAUGAAGUUUUUCUCUCCGCGUCUGUUGAUAUCAAGCAUGACAUGUUUUACCAUCAUUUAUAUGCUGACAGGGAAACGGGUAGCAAAUUCUUGUGUUAAUGUGGUUAGCUUGUAAUGUGUGUGACUUUUUUGAUUUUAUAUAUACAUAUAUAUAUAUAAAAAUAUAUAUACAGUGGGUUUUAAUGUAAAAGGUAGCUGCUGGCUUGGCCUUGAUUAAAAGUAGAAAAAUGUGGCUGGUGAGGGGGGGUUGCAGAGAAAUUGUGAAAGUAACCAGUUUAGAGAAUUGAACGUCUUUAUAUUGCGUAAAAUGUGAGGCUAUCAAAUAGAUUUAGAACAUGAAACAGUGAUGCCAAAUAGAACAGACUGACUUGAUUUUUACUGUAUCAGAAGGAGGGAUUGUGCAUCUGAGGACCAAUGUUUAAUUUGACACAACAGUUACCUAUAGAUGCUAAGCCAUGUUUAACAGAGUGUGUCAACAAACCAAACUUUUACAUUUUAGAGAGACACUCUUUUCUGUUCAGCGUUUCUACAUAUCUGCAAUUUCUGAACUGUGGCAUCAGAUAUGAAGUGAUAUUCUAGCGGGGUACACUGGAUAAUCAAACUUAUCUUAAUGUUAUAUCUGUUAAAAUUUGUAAUUGUCACAGAGCUUUCUAGUUUGGAAGUGUAAUCCACUGCAGCUGCUCACAGAAUCUGUCCAUUUUAGCAAAAAAGUCGUGCAAAUGGUUUGCGCAUUUCCAUCCACUCUCGUGUUUCCAGACGACCUGACUGCAACCUGGCAGGGACGUUUAGUUUGAGUAGUUAUUGGGGAAGAAGCGGUCAGUCUGGGAGAAUUUAUAGAAGACUGUUAUUCUUGUUGUUGAUGCUUUUUUGUGUGUGUGAGUCUCUCAUCUUCACUUUCUUCAUGACCUGUUUGUUUCAAAUGUUCAUAUGUUCAUGUAUGCUCCUGCUGCAUGUCAUCCAUCUGGAUACAAUAGAAUCUGCUCACUCUCAAACUGUCAUUCUAAUAAAUCAAACUGCCAUGA